GGAAGUAAUAAACGGCGUGUGGAAGUAAUCGGAACUAACAGUGACAUUUCAGGCCUCCCGCUUGACCAUGAGCGACUCGGAGCUAGAGUACACCAUCGUCUUUCCUGAUCCCUCCGAUUCAGACCUUAAAGAAGACCCUGUGAUAAUUCUGUUGGGUUGGGCUGGCUGCCAAGACAAACAUUUAGCAAAAUACAGCUAUAUCUACAAAAAUCAGGGCUGCGUAGUUCUCAGAUAUAUUUCUCCAUGGCGCCAGAUAUUUUUCCCUGGAAUCUUCAGUAAAAAUCUCCGUUACACUGCAAGAAAACUCUUAGAUCUUCUGUUUGACAUUGGCAUAGAAGAGCAUCCAAUCUUGUUCCAUGUUUUCAGUAAUGCUGGCAGUAUGCUAUAUCACCACAUUGUUGCGCUCCUGUUCGACCAAACUGAAACUUACUUCGCAAAGUUAAAUGUUGUAGGGACCAUUUUUGAUAGUGCACCUGGAAAUAGGAACUUACAAGGUGGUGUCCGUGCUCUGAAUGCAGUUUUGGGUUCUUCAGUCAACAGUUUUGUAAAGUGUUUUGCUAUUUCUGCUUUCAUCUUGAUUGUGUUCUUUCGGGUUCUGCUCUAUCCAGUAGUGCAAUUUAUCUCCCUGUCACACUAUGAUGCUUUGAAAGUGGAGCCUUCAAGAUGGCCUCAACUUUUCUUGUACUCAAAAGCAGAUAAGGUAAUUUCUUACAAAGAUGUAGAGGGACUGAUCAAAACUAGAAAACUGUUAAAUAUUGAAGUGCAAUCUAUGGAUUUUAACACUUCACAGCAUGUAAGCCAUUUUAAAGAGUUCCCUGAUAAAUAUUCUAGCAAGUGCAUCAGUUUCUUCAAGAAAUGCAUUCAGCCACAUUUGACUAAUUCUUUGAGAAAGAAUUUAAUGCAAUGAACAAGUCAUAGCCCAAUACAGCAAACAAGUCAUUGCAAUUGGCUACAAUGCCCUUGGCUGGAGAGGGGUGGGGAAAAAGGAGGGAGAGAGGAUAUGACGUUGGUCAGUGUCCUAUUUCUGAUUGUUACUUACUAUUUUCUGGAAAGUUCCCAUGUUAAUUUUAAGUCCUUCAAAAUUAAGUAACCUGCUGAUGCUUAUUGUUUUGGUUCACAUAUUUUAAAAAAACGCUGUUUUAUUGAGAUUGUGGAGGCUUUUAGCACCCAGCUUGUCAGCAUCUUCAAGAAUAGGGGGGGCAAAGUGAGGUAGACAGGAGAAGUUCUUUUCAAUUUUCAACAGCUGCUGGCUCACAUAUGUCCAUACCUGUACUUUAAGGAUUUUUAGCGCCCGAAUAUUUGGAAAGGUAGUAGAAGUUGUGCAAUGUCAGAUCAAACAGGCACAAUGAGUUUGAUAUAGUUUAUGUUCUAGUUAUACAUGAUAAACCAAUCAUUAGCUUAUUUUUGUUUGCACACAAGACCAGAAGAAAAUAGAAGCAGGAGUAGGCCAUCAGGCCCUUCAAGCCUGCUUCACCAUUUAAUAUGAUUAUGGGUGAUCUAUGCUGGCCUCAACUUCUCUUCUGUGUCAUUUCUUCAUCCCCCUCUAUUCCUCAAUCUAUCAAAUACUUGUCCACCUCCACUUUAAAUACUUCUAAUGAUCCAGCUUCCACCACCCAUUGGGGCAGAGAGUUCCAGAGAUUUACCACUCUCUGAGACAGGAAUAAUGUGAGAUGACUGCAUAUGGCAUUUAAUACUUUGUGUAAAAAUAUUAUUGCAAUAUUCUGAAUCAUUCAUAGAUUGGGAGUUUUUUUUUUCCAAAUUAAUUAACUAAUUCUCUGCUUGUGAACAUAGUUAACAAGUUACUGUUAUUCACAAUUGGGAAUAUGGUGGUUUGUCUUUCUCCCCAGACCACCACAGACCCCAUGCUAUAUGUGCUCCUGCAUUGUUGUCGGGUUGGUAUUGUCAGGAUUUUUACCCAACAAUGGAUGAAUGCCAAAAUAGAAAAGGUAUGACGUGGAGAACAUACUAUGUCAUGCUAUAUAAAUGUCAUAUCCUGCUUUCAUUAUUCUAGUGGAAGUUGUGGAUUUUGAUGUAUGUGAAUAAAGCUAUAGUGAGAUGCUGUAGUAGUCUGCAGACAGAAUUUCAUGCAGGGUUAAAAGAACUCAAUUCUUUCUCAUUCAUUCAAAUCACUGUCUGAGUAGCUUCCUGAAGCCAUUCAACCCUUUGUGACCUGAGUUAUUGAGUCAUACAGCACAGGAACAGGCCCUUCGGCCCAACUUAUCCAUGCCGACCAAGUUGUUUACUUGAGUUAGUCGCAUUUUCCCAAGAUUGGCCCACAUCCCUCUAAUCCAUGUAAAACAAUUAGAGGUAUCCAUGUACCUGUCUAAUUGUCUUUUAGAUGUAAUUGUACCUCUACCACUUCCUCUGGCAGCUCAUUCCACAUGCCCACCACCCUCAGAUCCCCUUUAAAUCUUUCCCCUCCUUAAACCUAUGCUCUCUAGUUUUAGACUCCCCUACUCUGGUAAAAAGACUGUGACCAUUCACUUUAUCUAUGCCCCUGACGAUUUUAUAAACCUCUAUAAGGUCACCCAUCAGCCUCCUACACCCCAGGGGGAAAUAGUCCUAGCCCUCCAGUCCUGGUAACAUCCUUAUGCAUGAUUUCUGCACCCUUUCCAACUUAAUGACAUCCUGCGAAUACCCAGGCAACCAGAACUGCACACAGUAUUCCAAGUGCAGUCUUACCAACGUCUUGUACAGCUGUAACAUGAUGUCUCAACUCUUGCACUCAGUGCCCUAACUGAUGAAGGCAAACAUGCCAAACACCUUCUUCACCACCCUGUCUACCUGUGUCUACUUUCAGGGAACUAUGUAUCUGUACCCCUAAGUCCCUCUGUUCUACAACACAUUCCAGGGUCCUGCCCUGGUUUAACUUACCAAAGGGCAACACCUUGCACUUAUCCAAAUUAAAUUCCAUUUGCCAUUCUCUGGCCCACUUCCUAAAUUGGUCUCGAUCCAUUUGUGAACUUAGAUAACCCUCUUCUUUGUCUACUACACAACCAAUUUUGGUGUCAUCUGCAAACUUACUAACCAUGUUAACACUGUCAUUCAAAUAGAUGACAAACAAUAGUGGACCCAACGCUAAUCCCAGGGGGACACCACUGGUCACAGGCCUCCAAUCUGAAAAACAACCUUCCACUACCACCUCUAGACUCCUUCCACCAAGCCAAUUUUUUAUCCAAUUGGCUUGCUCACCUUGGAUUCCAUGUGAUCUAUCUUUCUACACCAGUCUACCAUGCAGGACCUUGUCAAAAGCCUCACUAAAACCCAUGCAGACCAUGUCUACUGCCCUGCCCUCAUCAAUCCUCUUGGUCGCCUCUUCAAAACAAAACUCAUUCAAAUUCAUGAGACACUAUUUCCCACACAUAGAGCCAUGCUGACCAUCUCUAAUCAGUCCUUGCCUUUCCAAAUGCAGAUGGAUCUUUGUCUCAGAAUCCCCUCCAGUAACUUUGCCAUCACUGAUGUUAGGCUCACUGACCUUUAGUUCCCUGGCUUGUCCUUGUAACCUUUCUUGAAUAAAGGCACAACAUUAGCCACCCUCCAGUCUUCCGGUACCUCACCCAUGAUUAAGGAAGAUACAAAUAUCUCUGCCUGGGCCCCUGUAAUUUCUUCCCUAGCUUCCCACAAGAUCCUAGGAUACACUUAGUCAGGCCCUGGGGAUUUAUCCACCUUAAUAUGCUUUAAGACUGCCUGCACCUCCUGUUUUGUAAUGUGGGGAUGUUCCAAGACAUUACUAUUCAUAUCUCUUAGUUCUUUAGAUUACAUGACCUUCUUCACAGUAAAUACAGAUGAGAAAUAUUCAUUUAAGAUCUCACCCAUCCCUCAUGGCUUCACUACCCUUUUGCUCUUAAUAUACUUGUAGAAUCUCUUGGGGUUCUCCUUUAUCUUCUUUGCCAGAGCUAUCUCAUGUCCUCUUUUUGCCCUCCUGAUUUCCCUCUUAAGUGAGGUCUUAAAUCUCUAUGACUACUUUAAAACUAAUAGCAUUAUGGUCACUGGUCCCAAGGUGCUCCCCCACUGACACUUCAGUCACUUGGCCUGCCUCAUUUUGCAGUACAAGGUCUAAUAUUGCCCUCUCUCUAGUAUGGUCAUAUACAUAUUAUUUGAAAAAACAUUCCUGGAUACAUUUAACAAAUUCUGCGCCAUCCAAACCCUUUGUACUAUGGCAGUCCCAGUCACCUACUAUUACAACCCUAUAAUACAGCCUCACUGAUCCCCCAGGAAUAGCCUCUCGAAGCACCGCUUUGAUGUUCUCCCUAAUCAAAAAUGCAACUCCCCCUCUCUUAGCUCCACCUCUAUCACACCUGUAGCAUGUGCAUUUGGCUGAUUCUGGCAUCCUCCUGAUUCCCACCCCAGCGUUUAUUAAUUGUGCUUUCAGCUGCUUUUGCUCUGGAAUUCUCAACCUCUCUUUAAGCCGGUCCUUUUUUUCUUUGGCCAGGCUUUAGUUUAACAUUUUUAAUUAUUAACUCCCUUAGCUGCUGCUAUUUGUGGUUCUCAGGCUUUGGUAUCUUGGGUGUCCCCAGUUUUACACAGGACCUAAACAUUUGGUGAUCAGUAUCUCUGUUCUGUGUAUGGACUUUGUUCUGCUUCAUAUUUUGAUACAUAAAUUAACAUAAACUUUUAUGUGUUUUGUUGUUAAAUCACCUAAACAAUGAAUGAAUUGAUCGUAGUUAAAAUCUUGUUAAACUAUGUCACAGCAAUGGAGGAGGAAGCCUCCCUUCUAUCUUUUCAACAAGUAGUGUUGAAAGUCAUAGUUUUCUUAAUAACGCACAAACCUUUUACUUUUCAUUCUCUGACUAUGGAUAGUGCAGUGUGUUUCUAAUUUUUCAGAGAUUCAUCUUGGACAAUUAGUCAA
Messenger RNA from Pristis pectinata (smalltooth sawfish), 4849 nucleotides. It is a transcript of the gene tmem53, whose product is annotated as transmembrane protein 53. The record is from RefSeq and is a predicted model, not a curated record. Lineage: Eukaryota; Metazoa; Chordata; Chondrichthyes; Rhinopristiformes; Pristidae. Bases 68 to 907 code for a protein of 279 amino acids. The transcript is spliced from 3 exons.